AUGGAGAGUAGUUACCACGCGAGCGACAGCAAGCCUGGCCGCGGCACCAGCAGUAGCGGACCCGUGUACAAAGACAGAGGUUCGUUACCCCAUGGUGGACGCGGCGGCAGUGGCUAUGCGUCCACGGGCUCCUUUCGUCGCGGCUCGUCCCAUGCUACGGGCCCACGGGAGUGGGAUCGGGACCGGGACAGCCGCAGUCGCCAGCGCUCGCACUCGAGGGACGGCACGAAAGAAAGACGAGGUAACGGCAGUAGCAGUGGCACCCGCAGCUCCGUUGGGACGGCUGGGAACGCGGCCCUGCGGCUCCGGGACCGGAAGAACUUGCUGCUGAUGCACCGCACGGGGGCAAAGAAAAAGGAGCUUUUGCCAGCAGACGAGGCGAUGCGCGUGAUCGGCAUGGACUUGAAGUAUAUGAAGGAUGCAGGGCACCCGUACGUGAGUGACAAGCUGGCCAUGUUCCCAAGUGUGUUCCCGACGAACGCCGACUUCCCAGAGGAAAAGUUCCGUUUCCACGCGCUGCGGAAUGCGGCGUUUGUGAGUCCGUUGCCGCGCGGAUUCAAUCAGCAGUGGCAUUUGCAGUAUUCGGCUUUUACGGACAAGAAAUUGGCAAUUUUUGAUGAUUUGACGAGAGCAACUCGCGCGAUUGCGCGCUUACAGGAAGAAGCUCACGACGAUACGAAAAGUGCUGGGGUUGGGUUGCCGGUGUUUAAUGAAGAUGGAACUACUGCGGCUGCAGCAGUCGAGCACGCUUUUACAAACUAUUUGAUUCGCCACGUGCGGCGACUUGAUGAACGCACUUGCCAUGUCUGGAUGAGCGAACUAUCGAGCGGUGCUCGCAGUACGGCAGAGCUUACACAAGCGCAUGGGGUGCCGUUUAAACAAUGGCGAGCUGUGCCGGGGAUCUCAAAGUGCCCACUGCUUGAACUGGUGGUGAAAUAUCGACCGGCGUACGCUGACGCGACGUGGUUUAUACGGAUUAAUGUGGUGUAUACAGAAAUGCGGGAACUGCAGCGGGACGGCGCGAUUCGGACAGGCGAUUGGUUUUAUAGCCCACGUCGCAACCAGCGACGUAGUCAGGGAUGGACUGACAAGCUCAUUGAUUACCUGCACAUGGCAGUGCGUCAGGCAGCGGUAGAUUCUAGCGCAGGGGUGGAGAAUAGAUCAGCAGAGGCAGCGAACUCGAAACUCACGGCAAAUGGUACUCAGACGUUAUCAAAUAGAGGCACCGCAGCGGCGUUACCGUCGCAAGCAACGAGUAAAGGGUCCACAGGGGACAAGCAGAUGGCUCCAAGGCUGCGGCAUGGCGAGACGUCAGUAAUAGAUCACGCUCGAAGUAGUACCGGAACUCAGGCAGCACCUGGUAGUGGUGGAGUAGAGAUCUCUUCAACGGCGCUAUCAUCACGGUAUGAGGAGUGGUCGUACGUACUCAAGCUGUCUGAAUAUCAGUUCAAGCUGGGGAUCUUAGACCGUGCGCACUAUUUUGACGGACUCUUGUCACUACUGCAAAAAUCCAUGACGCCUCGAUCACAGCGCGGAACAAAUGGUGGACUCAUGCGGUGUUCAGCCGUGCUGGCACUCGGAGUGAAUGGUAUCAUGGAGCUAAUUUUGGUGGUGCAGAAACUGCUUCUAGAAAUACUGCUUUCUGCGGAUGCAGUUUCGAUGCUUGUAAAGAUAGUGUUGCAGCAGCUGCGGUACCUGCUUCCCCCUAGUUGUCCGAUUCCCCAGGAGACCGAAGGAAGAUCAGUUUAUGAAGAACUUGUAGUGGCAUUAUGCCAGUUGCUGCGAGAUAUCCUGCUUAAUGGAGGCGAUGUUCUAGUUCGUCUCGAGAAUAACGCACCUCCAUUAUGGCCAGCUUACGUAUUCACCGACCGGUUCUUCAAUCACAACGCGUACGGUGCUGCAGCAAUACAGGCAUGUAUCGAUCGCUGUCACAGGAAGAAGAGGGAUAUUACAGGGCGCAUUCUUCGUCUUCAACAGGCGUGCCCGUCCUCAAGUUCCGUGGGCGGAGGUCAGGUUCUCGCCGCUGCGAUGCGCAAUGAGGCACAGAUCUUGCAGAUUUUAGACCGUUUUCAUCGCGUAGAUUCGACUUUGGACUUGCAUCGUGUCUAUGGCGAAGUAUUCUAUCCGCUUCCUCUUGUAAGCUCCACUGGUAAUGGAUCUUCAGCUGACGUGCCAGUCGACAUCGCUGCACUCUUCCUCGUUUGCGAGUGGGCAGUAACAAGCCAACGUCCAGCUGAGUACCGGUACUUGUCCGCGCUCGCACUGAUCGAGAUGCAUAGCAAUGCUCUUUUGAAAUACGGCAAAGACAAAGGUUUGCUACUCCACUGCGGACCAAAGGACCAUCAAGUUGUUCUUCAGGGUGCUUUGCAAAACUUCUUGCAACGGUACGAGCCUAAAGUGAUCACGGAGAUUACUCAGGUGAUCGAGCUUUUCUGUCUCCUCGUGCGGCGUCGACUAUUCAGUGUGCCCAGCUUCGUAAAAUUCGCAUCGAGCUGUAAUGAAGCAGCGGCUUGCACGGGCAACAGCCCAUUGCUCGUGCUAGCUGCAGGAGGUGCUGGUGUCGCCAGGCGGAACGAAUCAGCACCGGUAGUUCACACUGCGUACAACAUUGAAUGUUCGCCAGGGCGAGGGUACAAGUCCAGUGAUGUUUACUUGCUAUCCCCAAGCGAUCGGCUGAAGCUAUAUAUGUGGCAGCUUCCACGCAGCCCAUUUCCGUUGCCAACAUGUGUGCCCAUGCUACCGGAAAGCAGCUAUGAUGGCGAGCUCAACUAUUUGCAAUGGCUCGAAGUUAUGGAUCUCCGCCAAGACCAUCUUAAUUGUUCGAAGACACUCGAACGUGCUCAGUCACUUUGUGUCUACGUGUUUCACACGCAUGGCCAGGCAAACGAUCCAGCGAAUGUCGGAACACCGGGGGCAGCGGGUGCAGCUGCUGGAGCUGCAAGCACGGACAGCAGUAGAGCAGUAAAAGAAGUGGAGUAUCAGGGCAAAGUCGGUGAGCUGGUUUCAGCCGUGAAAACCAUGUGCGGUCACGACAAAGGGCGGUUCACGCGCUGGUUCCUUCACAAUAUUUAUGAAGAGGCCACUUUUUUUCGAUUUUCUGAUCACGGCAGUGUAGAGCACAUAAUGCGGCUUGUAUGCCUCGUGCUUGAAAUCGUGGACGUGCUGGGUCUUCUCGAGGUUCUUGUACACUUCCUGCGGCGUUCCCCGUGUUUUCUUGUCAAGAACGUAGUGUUGGCUAUGAUUGAACGCCACGAACUCGCGUUUUGUGCUACGGACCAGAUACCAUUUUUGCUGCAGUCUUUCGUGGACCGCUUCCAUCGUAUUCCUCAGCAUGCCGAUGAUAAGACUGGGAACGUGGCUCAGUUUUUCUGCAAGAUGUAUUAUGCGCACAUUAAAAAGAAAGAGAUCGCGAAGUUGGACUUGCCGUUUGCUCUGCUUAAGCCGAUUGCAGAAACAGCUAGAAAAAACCAAGAUGCGACUGCAGUCGGAGGCAACGUGAAUGGUUCGGGAGCUAAUGCAAAUGGUAGCGGGGCUAACGCCAAUCAAAAGGCCAAAGAGAUGACGCUGGAGACGACGAACCCGAUCGUGCGUAUCCCACCACCCCGCGAAGUUCUUCCUCCGGAGCUAAAGAGUGCACUUGCACGGGCAUUCAAAGCCUUGCAAGCGCGUUCUUUUGAUGGCCCUAGUGCCGAUGGUAAGCAGACACCUGCAACUCCUGGCGCUGGUAGUUGCACUCCGCUACAGAGUCCGAAUAGCAUGAAUCAAGAUGCCUCAGCUUCUACUGAGUCUUUUGCAGCCUUCAAGCCCAGUUACUCGAGCUUGUUAUGGCAGGAUGUUGUCGGUGAGGCGACGCCUUCAGCAGAAGCUAAGUCGCGUGAUAGCGCGGUCGACUUUGCGGUGGCUGCAAUCAACAUGAGCAUGACAUCUUCUGCUGUGGGGUCCACAAACGCGAAUGCAACAAGGGAGCGGCGCACGCCUAACUACGUGUUCUUCUUUCGAGCUGUGCUGAGCGAGGUGAUGGAUAAAUGGAUGGCUAAUAUUUUGGCACGGGUAAAGUCCAAUUGCAAGAGGCCCAUUACGACCCCGCAUUAUAUGCACCGUUGCGUCCGUCUUAUUCGGGAGGUUGUGGAACAACAUCCUGACAAUGGUGAGGAAUUUAGGGAAAAGUUCUCCAACACCCUAGCAGUUUGGUUACAGAAGGAAGUGCUGCCUGGUUUUGCUGGCAGUGACACGCCCAAACGUUCGCGCAAUCCAUUUUUGAAUGCUGAUAACAGCAAGGAGGCUUUUGCACUCAACCAGAAAGGCCGUCUGGACCGUGUGCAGUACGGGCUGAAGAGUUUUCUAGUAUCUCUGGCUGUGCAUAAAGUGUUGAAUCUCUCCCAAAUGCUUCGACUGGUACUCGUGCCGCUCUUCCCGCGACUGCGCCGCGCAUCCCGUGAUCCGCCUCCAAAUUUGCCGACGCAGCUUCUCGCGAUGGCUCUUGUCUUCCAGCUUUUCUCAGAACCGCCGCAGAAUCUACUGUUGGAUUCACAAAAAGUGGUUAUGUUUGAUGAGCCGCUGACAAAAUACCAUUUGCGAUUUCUACGCUCACAGGUGCCGGCAUGCCUGAUGUUCCCGUUGUGCUUCUUGUUGUGCCAAAUCUCAUACCAGAUGGAAGAUAACUUUCUGCUUCGCAAGCGCGAAGAGCGUGGCACGUUGGCCAGCGCCACUCUCUUCAACUUGACGUCCGACGGCAUCGUUCGCGACACUAUUUUUCACGACACGAAAGAGGCCCGUGAAAAACACAUCCUUCCCGUUUACCACAAGAAGCAGUGGCAUACGGCCGUGCUGCUGACACACUUUUUCCGGCCACCAUCAUCGCCAGCAGAGGACGGGAAUGGGCAGGUCCAGCUGCUGAAGGUGGGGCAAAUAAUUGAUCAGAUGAACGUCUGGACACUUCACCGUGGCGGCUCAAUUUAUCUCGACCUGCAAAUGAGCAGACAACAGCAGAAAGUAAAGCGCUCCAAGCGACGCUCGCGACUUCAGCGCCAACACGUACCCACGCAUCCAGCAGGUUGCAAUAAACGAAAAGCUCUUCAAGCUGAUCCGUCUGUGCGCUUGACUAAGCGAAUAGCGAUGGAUAGUGGUGAGGGUGUUGUGGCAGCAGGAGUGAAUGGAUUUACUGAUGAAACAACGUGUCUUGGUAGCCACACAGAUACAGAAACUUCGUUCGGUGGUAGUCUAUUGGGCAGCGGUUUUUUGAAUGGAGAAGAGGAAGCAGAUGAUGGCGAUCUUGAGCUUGAAUUGGGCUACGACGAGACGAGUAGUGCUACCGAAAUUUUGUCAAGUCUAAUUGUGCUGCGCACGCUGAAGCGCAGCUCACGACCACCAAUUGGGAUCGGAUCGACUGCGUCGUCAUCAUCCAUCACAGCAUCCUCGUCUGUGCCGGUGCCGCCGACACCAGUCGCCAUGACUACGUUCUCGUCAUCGUCACCCUUAGCUACUCCCAAACUUUACAAUACGCCGCGUCACGUUCACCUCGAUGAAGGAAACAACGGCAAACACCGUGGGGGUACUCCAGGUCUCGAUGAUACCACUGAAACAAAGGCAUCAGUGCUGACGCUGCCUACGUCUGUUGCAGCGACGUACAACUCUUUGACCCCAUGUGAAGCCCGUAUGCUGGAUGCAGCUGGGGAGGCGCAAGACGCGGCAGUGGCAUCUUUGUAUGCCGCUACCGUUUGCAGCAUCUCGAGACGCGCUAUGGGAUCAGUGAUUGCCAAAGUUUUACAGGUUCUCGAAGAUGACGUGAAGCACUCGCAACCUGAGAAGUUCGCCCGACGUUUAAACAUGACAUCUGUCGUGCAUCUCGUUAGUGGCAUUAUGUGCACGUCUCCUGGGAACGCUUUUUUGCCACGCUACAUGAUGUCACUCGCUACUCAGCUCGAGUGGUUGUACGAGGGCUGUACGAUACAUGACAAGCAGCAACGGUCCACACUGGCUGAAUCUGGUCCACACAGCUACUCUUUGCUGCGUCGACUUCGCUGUAAGCUAGCGGUGCGUCUGCAGCUAGUGGGUGUAAUCGGACCCAGCAAGCAUGCUGUGAUGACUAUUUGCUACCGUGACCGCAUCGUCAAAACGAUGUUUGCUCUGCUGGGUACAUCUGCAGUCUCAACUGGACCCGGGCUUUCACUCUUCAGCUGGAUCCUAGACCUCAUUCCAGUCGUCAAUGCCUCUGUGCUCCACAGCCGACAAUAUGAACUUGUGGAGGCGCUACGACUCCCAAAUGACCUCAAGCGGCGUGUUUGGUCUGUGCUACCUCGCCCUGUGAACCCUUUUGGAGCCGCGUGUGUCUUUGUGGAUUGCUCAGCGAAGACACAUCAGGGCGAUGCGGAUUCGAAAAGCGUGGAACCGACACACGCACCUGUGGAUCCGUGGGGUUUGCUAGAACACGUGCCGCACCUACCGAGUGAUGCUGUUGUUCCAGAUUUGCCUCCCCCGAUCCCAAAGCGUCCACGUAGAGUCUUCCGUUGCGUAUCAUGA
Molecule: messenger RNA, 6519 nt
Organism: Peronospora matthiolae
Lineage: Eukaryota; Oomycota; Peronosporomycetes; Peronosporales; Peronosporaceae
Source: the annotation of a GenBank genome assembly